Molecule: messenger RNA, 432 nt
Organism: Venturia canescens
Lineage: Eukaryota; Metazoa; Arthropoda; Insecta; Hymenoptera; Ichneumonidae
Product: late histone H2B.L4-like
Exons: 3
Coding region: 1-432 (143 amino acids)
Cellular component (GO): nucleosome
Molecular function (GO): DNA binding; structural constituent of chromatin; protein heterodimerization activity
Source: RefSeq, a predicted model, not a curated record
AUGAAGAGAGGUUCGAAAACUUCAGCUUCGAGAUCACGACGUAAAAAGAAAAUGAAGCAACCGUCAUACGCUUCGUACGUUUACCGGAUUCUCAAGGAAAUAGAUCCGAUGAGAGGAAUUUCCAGUAAAGCAUUGGCCAUCAUGGAUCAUUUUGCGAAAGACAUUUUCGAUCGUUGUGCCGUCGAAGCUGCGAGAACGUGUUGCUCAGCAUUCCUGAAUCCUGAACAACACAAAACUCACGCUCGUCGCUUCGUUGCACUUUUCUUCCUACUCAGAUUGACUAAGCUAAACGCGAAAAGAACGAUGACAGCGAAUGAAGUGAGAACAGCGGUCAGACUUUUGCUCCCCGAUCAUCUCGGCUCCAAUGCGGUCUUACAAGGAAACAAUGCACUUGACAUGUACAAUGAGACAUCCAAUCGAUGCGCUCAGUAA